AUGGCCCGUCCGUGUACCACUCUGCCGUCCGCUCGAAGUUCACAAGUCAAGCAGAGGCCCAGGCAGCAAGGCGGUCGUUUCGAGCCAAAACCAACCCGUGGCGCCACCUCCACCUCCACCUUCACCUGCACCUGCACCAGCGCCGCGCACCUACACUUCGCUUCAUUUCCCCUUUCUCCCGUCUUACGCGCCGUCAUGCCCUCCGCCGAAGUAGACAUCGACGACCUCCGCGCCGACUACGAGGACCCCAAGUACGCGCACAGCAGCACCAACAGCCGCAGCACCAGCAGCGCCGCCUACUCCAUGGGCGACGAGGACGACGUGGACGACCCGCGCGCGCCGCCGGCCUCGGCCCCGGACGCGCUCGACUACCGCCGCGUGCAGCAGGCCAGCAGCUUCGACGUGCAGGAGAUGAUCAACAUGCGCGAGAGCACGUUCCGCGACAGCCUCAUGCCGGGCAACGGCUACGGCGAGCGCGGCUCGACCCACGACUCGGGCUCCAACAGCGGCGGCCGCCAGACAGAGAUGGGCAACGCGCUCAUGCGCAUGGACGAGAGCUACCGCCGCGCGUACAACAGCAACAACAGCAUCAACCACAGAUCCUCCAUGGGCACGACGCCCGACGGGCUGACGCCGCUGCUGCAGGCGGCCCGGGCGGGCGACAUCGUGCUGGUCAACGCGCUCGUGAUCCAGGCCGGCACGGACAUCCUGCGGCGCGACCCCAUGUUCGGCCAGACCGCGCUGCACUUCGCCAUCCGAGGCGGCCACCUGAACGUGGUGCAGGCGCUGCUCAUGCCGCAGCUGCGCGGCUCCAUCGUGAACGUGGCCGACAACCGGCGCAACACGGCGCUGCACCUGGCCGCGGCCAAGUCGCGCCGCAUGACCAAGAUCCUGCUCGAGUGCGGCGCGGACGUUAACUUCCUCAACAUGCGCAACCAGACCCCGCUGGGCGUGCACAUCCUGACGGUCACGAGGGACGACCCGACCAUGACGGAGAUCUUGCUGCAGCACCGCGCGAACGCCAACGCGCCCGUGGACAAGUCGACGAUUCUGCACGUCGCGCUGGACAAGGGCCUGAUCCAGAUCGCCACGCGGCUCGUGCGCCACGGCGCAAGACUGGACCUCAAGGACGAGUCGGGCAAGACGGUCUUCGACAAGGUGGACAAGGCGCAACUGAAGAUGCUCAUGGCCAAAGUGGCCCACCCACCCGUGUGGGUACCUGACAGCGAGCGGCCGGAGUGCAUGGAGUGCAACAAGAAGAUCGGCAGCCUGGGCGCGCGCCGACACCACUGCCGCAUGUGCGGCCGCGUGCUGUGCUCCGCCUGCUCGGCGUGCCACGUGCGCGCCAAGAAGCUGCCGUUCCCGGCGCGCCGCCGCGGCAAGAAAAACAAGGCCGAGAAGGGAUCGGCCAACACUCGUGUGUGCAACAUGUGCUACGAGAUCUGCACGGAGGGCGACCUGCUGUCCAACGACAACAACGCCGGGUCCCGAGCACACAGCGAGACGGCAUAA
This is a messenger RNA of Phytophthora sojae, 1512 nucleotides long. RefSeq lists its product as hypothetical. The transcript is spliced from 2 exons. NCBI's taxonomy places the organism in Eukaryota, Oomycota, Peronosporomycetes, Peronosporales, Peronosporaceae. Gene Ontology annotation, molecular function: metal ion binding; protein binding. Bases 1 to 1512 code for a protein of 503 amino acids. The record is from RefSeq and is a predicted model, not a curated record.